Pteropus alecto (black flying fox) is the source of this 3708-nucleotide messenger RNA. RefSeq names its product STEAP2 metalloreductase (gene STEAP2). Gene Ontology annotation, cellular component: endosome; plasma membrane. The record is from RefSeq and is a predicted model, not a curated record. The coding region runs from base 447 to 1997 and encodes 516 amino acids. Gene Ontology annotation, molecular function: ferric-chelate reductase (NADPH) activity; cupric reductase (NADH) activity. The transcript is spliced from 6 exons. NCBI's taxonomy places the organism in Eukaryota, Metazoa, Chordata, Mammalia, Chiroptera, Pteropodidae. Gene Ontology annotation, biological process: copper ion import.
CUGCGCCCCCACCGCUCUCCCGCCUCGCCCGCCGGCCUCCCCGCGCGUAGCCCCCAGCGGCGCGUCCCCGCGAGCCGGCCUCUGCGCGCCUCCUUCCCUCCGCUUCCUCUCCGGCUCGACGCGAGCCAGUCUCGGGAGGCGGGGAAGCAGCCGGAGCGCGGCCGCCACGGCAGCCACCCUGCAGCUGCCGGUCGGAAGCGCAGUCCCUAGGCCCCGGAGCCCGAGCCGUCCCUGGGGAGUCGGCGCCGCUCGCGGAGAGCUGCUUGGCUGGCCCCUGUCCGGCGCGGAGGGCGCGGAGCAGAACCUAUGAUGCCUGGAAAACUGAGGAGAGGAGCCCCUUGUCAGACAGAAGGAAGCGAUACCAUCACUGGAACAUACUGAAUUUUGAAUGUUUUGAAACAACAGGAACAAAGUGUGCCGUGCAGUGGGAUGACACAUUUUAAGGAAUGGCACUGCCCUUCCAGAAAAUGAACAGAGGAAAUUGCAAAAUAGAUAUCCCUGGUGAUCUUGGAAGAAUCCAUAUCAUGGAAUCGAUCUCUAUGAUGGGAAGCCCUAAGAGCCUUAGUGCCACUUUUUUGCCUAAUGGCAUAAAUGGUAUCAAAGAUGCGAGGAAGGUUACUGUAGGUGUAAUUGGAAGUGGGGAUUUUGCCAAAUCUCUGACCAUUCGACUUAUUAGAUGUGGCUAUCAUGUGGUCAUAGGAAGUAGAAAUCCUAAGUUUGCUUCUGAAUUUUUUCCUCAUGUGGUAGACGUCACUCAUCAUGAAGACGCGCUAACAAAAACAAAUAUCAUAUUUGUUGCUAUACAUAGAGAACAUUACACUUCCCUCUGGGACCUGAGACAUCUGCUUGUGGGUAAAAUCCUGAUCGAUGUGAGCAAUAACAUGAGGCUAAACCAAUACCCAGAAUCCAAUGCUGAAUAUCUAGCUUCCUUAUUCCCGGAUUCCCUGAUUGUCAAAGGAUUUAAUGUUAUCUCAGCUUGGGCGCUUCAGUUAGGACCUAAGGAUGCCAGCCGGCAGGUGUAUAUAUGCAGCAACAAUAUUCAAGCUCGACAACAGGUUAUUGAACUUGCUCGGCAGUUGAAUUUCAUUCCUGUUGAUUUAGGAUCAUUAUCAUCAGCCAGGGAGAUCGAAAAUUUACCCCUGCGACUGUUUACUCUCUGGAGAGGGCCAGUGGUGGUAGCCAUAAGCCUGGCCACGUUUUUCUUUCUUUAUUCUUUUGUCAGAGAUGUGAUACAUCCAUAUGCUAGAAACCAGCAGAGUGACUUUUACAAGAUUCCUAUUGAGAUUGUGAAUAAAACCUUGCCCAUAGUUGCCAUUACUUUGCUGUCCCUGGUGUACCUGGCAGGUCUCCUGGCAGCUGCUUAUCAACUUUAUUACGGCACCAAGUAUAGGAGAUUUCCUCCUUGGUUGGAGACUUGGUUACAGUGUAGAAAACAACUUGGAUUACUAAGUUUUUUCUUCGCUUCAGUUCAUGUUGCCUACAGCCUCUGCUUACCAAUGAGAAGGUCAGAGAGAUACUUGUUUCUCAACAUGGCUUAUCAGCAGGUUCAUGCCAAUAUUGAAAACUCUUGGAAUGAAGAAGAAGUCUGGAGAAUUGAAAUGUAUAUCUCAUUUGGCAUAAUGAGCCUUGGCUUACUUUCCCUCCUGGCAGUCACCUCCAUCCCUUCAGUGAGCAAUGCUUUAAACUGGAGGGAAUUCAGUUUUAUUCAGUCUACACUUGGCUAUGUCGCUCUGCUCAUAAGCACUUUCCAUGUUUUAACUUAUGGAUGGAAGCGAGCUUUUGAAGAAGAGUACUACCGAUUUUAUACACCUCCGAACUUUGUCCUUGCUCUUGUUUUGCCUUCGAUUGUAAUUCUGGGUAAGAGCAUUUUACUUCUUCCAUGUGUAAGCCGAAAGCUAAAGAAAAUUAAAAAAGGCUGGGAAAAGAGCCAAUUUCUAGAAGAAAGUAUUGGAGGAGCAGUUCCUCACCUCUCACCAGAGAGGGUUACAGUAAUGUGAUGAUAAAUGGUGCUCGCUGAUGCCAUAUGAAGUUCUUACUGAUGCCAUUAUUUGUAUAACUUCCUCUGUUCAGUUCCCAGUGCACUGUCAAAUUGCUGUGGGCUAAAACUAUUCAAUGUGCUCUCAGCCAAAUUAGUGGUAGAAUUUUCUUCAAAUUAAUUUUCGCAAAUGUCAUAUUGUUGAAAUUUAGGUAUGGUUUGUUUUGUUUUGCACAACUGUAACACUGUUGUUAUUUUAACAAACUGUAUUCCACAAUCCGGCAAAAAUAUUUAUAGUUAAUAAUAUAGAUACAGUAUAAUGUUAAAAAAAAAAACUUUGCAAACCAGCUGAAUUUUAAGUUUCAAUAUAAUUCAAUAGAUGUUUUUUCUGAAGCUUAAGUAAGGUUUUAAUUAUUAUCCAGCAUAAGAAAUAGAAAUGCAUAAUCAUACAUUAUUUUUAAGAAAGGAUGCAUUACAUUCGCAUCUAGGCAAGGGUGAUAGUAACACUCCUAUAUUUCUCUCAUAAGAUAGGAUUUGAAGAAUGUAAUUAAUUGUACAAACCAAUGUGAUUAUGUGAACAAACACAAACUAAAAAGACAAAUUGAACCUGAGAUUAUAUUUGAAAUGUACUGGAGACACGAAAUACGUACUGAUAAUCUGUACCUCAUGAAAGACUUUCUUCUUCAUCUUGUUACAGAGCAGUUCCAUCUGCAUAUUAAUAUAUUGUUAGGGAGAAGACAGUAACACUUGGCCUCCCAAACUAAUUUUUCUAAUAUAGCAUCAAUCCUGAGACUCAUAAUUUUUCUAGUUAGAGGGAAAGUGUUAAGUUUACACAAAGGUAGUUAUUUGUCAACUAACCUCUAAUGUUGCACCUUAGCCAGUCAUUAUCUAUGGUAUAGGAUUUUACAGAAGUUCAUCGAGGGAGUAUAACAUGCCAGGUACUGUUCUAAGCAAUUUACUUGCAUUAUCCCAUUUAAUACUUAAAACAACCCCAUGACAGAGGUAGUUAUAGCCUCAUUUUCAUGUGAGAAAACUGAAGGAUAGGAAGUUAAUUUGUUCAAGGUCAUCAAGUUACUAAGUAGCAGAGCCAGCAUUCAAGUUCAGGCAGUUAUAGUCCAGAGGCUCUGUUUUCAACCACUAGACAGUAUGGCCCCUGCUCCAGCCCCAUGCAUUAUAUUAAUGAUGCUAAUCUAGAUGCUUCCUCUUUCAUAUAAAAGCAUUAACAUUCUUUAGAGUAAGUUGUGGCUAUCAAAAGAUAUAUGAAAAUUUUACAGUCAUAUAUUUAUUAUUGCUUGUGGGCUAAUCUACAGUUACUUACUCUGGAGGAGGAUCUCACCUGGACAUGACCCUGGAGUCGCAUAGCCAUCCACAUGCCUUUCUGCAGUGAGGGACUCCCACAGAGAUAGGCCGAUAGCAGUUUUAAUGAAUGGCUGAGGUCCUACAGAAUCUUAAAAAGUCCCUGUAGAGUUGGUCAUCUCAGUUCUCUUCUUGAGAAGUCCUCCUGCCUUGUCAGCCAUUUGUUAAGGAGCAGUUUGAAAGCGUGAAAGAUAUUAGAGUCAGUGGUUAAUUGUAAAUGUACUCUAGAGACAUAUAAUCAUACAAAUUAUUCAUAAAAUUUUUCAGUGCUGACAUUCCACAUUAAAAUUGCAUUUUAUUCAAACUGGUUAGAAUGCCCUACGUUUUUUCCAUUUGUUCUUUCCUUAUUAAAAUAAAAAAUUGCUAAUAAGAUACAA